GUGGGAAGUAUCCUGGUCGGGGGUGGGGGUGCAGCGCACUGCUCCUGUCGCUGUCGCGGCUUCCGGUGCUAGGUAGAGGGAAGGAAGGAGGAAGCCCGGGAGCGGGGUCGGGGAGCAGCCCGCGGAGAUCGGCUGGGGGAGCCGGAGGGAGCGGAGCGAGAGGCGAGCGGAACCUGCGGGGGCGGAGGCGGCGGCCGCGGCCGCGGAGCUGGGAGCCGGAACAGGAUCAAGUCCUCCAUCCCUAGGACCAGGCUAACACCAGACUGCCACUGCCUCUUGAGCCCUCCUGUCCUCACAAGAGCAGCUGCUGUGAUCAUGGGUAAUAUCUUUGGAAACCUUCUCAAGAGCCUGAUUGGGAAGAAGGAGAUGCGCAUCCUAAUGGUGGGCCUCGAUGCUGCAGGGAAGACCACCAUCCUGUAUAAGCUGAAACUGGGGGAGAUCGUCACCACCAUCCCUACCAUUGGGUUCAAUGUGGAGACAGUGGAGUACAAGAACAUCAGCUUCACAGUUUGGGACGUGGGUGGCCAGGACAAGAUUCGACCUCUCUGGAGACACUACUUCCAGAACACCCAAGGGUUGAUAUUUGUGGUUGACAGCAAUGAUCGGGAGCGAGUCAAUGAGGCCCGGGAGGAGCUGAUGAGGAUGCUGGCAGAGGAUGAACUUCGGGAUGCUGUGCUCCUGGUUUUUGCAAACAAACAGGAUUUGCCCAACGCUAUGAACGCUGCUGAGAUCACAGACAAGCUGGGCCUGCACUCCCUGCGUCACCGCAACUGGUACAUUCAGGCCACCUGUGCCACCAGCGGGGACGGGCUGUAUGAAGGCCUGGACUGGCUGGCCAAUCAGCUCAAAAACAAGAAGUGAGAGCCAGGCCACCUCUCCGAGCACCGCCCCAUCCCUGACACACCCAUGUUUCCCUGCCCCAGCCCUCCCCCUCUCCUGUUGUCAGUGUGGCCAGGGCCUGGAUGCCGCGUCCCAUGCCCAGCAAGAGCCUUUCCUCCCGCUCCCUCUUCUUUCCUGUUCACCAACAUGACCAGUCCCCAGUUGCUGUCCUGAUGAUGAAUCAUUCCAAUUUACCAGAUUUAAAACAAAAACAAGGUUGUUAUGGUUUCGUGGGGUGCCGCCCCCAUGUUCUGGGGCUUGGGAGGCAGGGAGGGGUGUUCUCUCCGCCUGCCUCAUUUGGCUCUGGCUGCCGCGCCCUUCCCUCUCCGCGCAGGCCCUCUCCUCUGCCCCCCUCCCUUUCCCUCGGCACCUUCUCCUGUUCUCCAUGGAAGCUGCACGGGCCUCUGUGGGCGUGCAUGUGUGGCGUGUACAUACGUGUAUAGAGAGACACAUGGGGGCCAGGAGAGGAGGGGUGGCAUGCAGCUCAGGCUCGGAGCCAGGUCUUUGCCCACCUAGCCCUUCGGCUGUCCCCCCUCGCUGAUGACAGGUCAGGCAGGUGGAGGGAAGAAGGUGGCCAUAGUUUUGCACUGGUUCCUCUCCUUCCUGAGGGGCUUUCCGGGCUGGAAGGACAGGUGCGGAUUUUCCAUUGCCAUUUUGCCCGUAUCCUGCUCCCUACCCUGCUUGUGGCAGUGGGGUGGCAUUUGUCUCUUGGUGAUUGUUCCCAAGGAGAUGUCAUCUUGCCUUCUCCCAAGAGGGGAACCCACUCUUAACCGUCCGAGUGUUCAACUGCUCCUCCCCCACGUCUGUGGAGCUCUUCCUCAGCUGCUUUGGGGGGAGGUGGCUAGCAACCUCAAGACCUUGGUGAGGGCAGGGUGGGGGGCCUCAGGUUUUGGUCUUCAUCCUCUCGUUAUUCAGUGAUCACUCGUACUCCUGCCUUCCCACGCUCCCUCCCUCCCCCCAGCCUUCUGGUCACCUGACCUUUGUCAGAGUUCCCUCAGCCUGGUAGUCCCAAGCCUGGGUGGGUGGUUUAGUGGGAGUGUGGGAGUGGGGGUGACAUAACAAACCUCAGUAGCAAUCCCCCUAUUCCCCAUUUCUCUUUUUCUAGUUCAGGAUAUGCUGAAGGAUGAGUAUUUUCUAUUCGGUUUUCAGACCCUCAGACCACCCUGCCAUCUCUCUUCGCUCCUUCCCAGCAGCUUGCCCGUCCUCUUCUCCACGUCCCGUGAAUGGAGCUGAGGCUUAGCGUGAAGGAAACAACUCGGAAGUGGUUAUUGGUGCUGCUUGAUGCAGUGGUCUCUGGGGCCUCCGUUAGUGUGUGGUUUAGAAACUGCUGCUACUGUGUCUCUCUGCCUGCAGGGGGCGCUGCCCCUGGGGUCCUGGCCUGGGUCCUGACCGCAGUUUCUGUGAAGCCCGGCUUUUCUGUGGGCUCCUGUGUGUGCUGGCUGCGCCUGAGCUCCAAGACAGCCGCUUAGAACCUUUCUGCUGAGGUCAGGAGCCAGGACCCCCACAGCAUGGCUGAGAGCCCCCUUCCCCGAAGGGCUGCCCCAAACCCCACCCCAAGGGACCAGGCUUCCUGCCACCAUUUCAACAACAGGCAGAACAAUAAAUCCCCCACCCCACCCCAGAAUGAACUGUGAAAGGGGUUCCAAGGGUGUCCUCAGUGCCAGUUCCUCAGUGCUGUGUUACUUACCCAAGGUGCAGCAGGCGUGUGCAGGGCGCUGCUCUCUAGGCCUUCGUGUGUAUGUGUGUGUGUGUGGUGACUGGGCCGGGGGGCGGGGGUGGGUUGCUGGAGCUUCUGUUUCAUUUUAUGGUGUGUUCAUUCACUCCCUGACCCCACAGAUGCUUCCUUCCCCAUUUUUCCUUGUCUCUGUCUCAACGACUUUUUUUGUUCCGGCUCCUGUUGCCUCUCCUCCCCAACUCUCCCUCGCCUCUGGACUCCUCCAGUGCCCUGUCGCUCCUUACCUUGUUUGCUCCUAUGCGGGGCUCCCUGCUCUCUGCGGGUGGGGAUGGUUUUGCCUCUUCUCCUGCCUUAGCCCCUCUCUGGCUCUCUGUAGUUAGAUGCCAGUCUGCAUUCCAGGCCCACCCCACCUGGUUCUGGGGGCCUUGGGGCAGAGGAAGUGGGGUGCUGCGGCAGAGCUUGCCUCUGCUGCUUGAAGUUGCCCAGCAGGGCAGCGAGCGGCCUGGGCACCCGUCUCCUGGCGGGUGGGCCUUUCCACACUCCCACUCCUCUGAAAGCUCUUGGGACUGGGUGUCCAUUCCAUUCUGUCCACCCCUGCCCUGACUCUCCUCUGGUAAGUUUAACUUUAUGCUUUCUUUUGUUCCAGACUUUCUUCUCCCUGGGGACUUCCCCUCUCUCCCGCCCCCCCCCCCCCGAGUUUAUUUGUGGUGAUGUAGUGGUAACUGCAGUUCUGAACUGGUUUUUCUCUUCUUUUUUCUCCUCUGGAAUGUAGACUGUAUAUGUUUAAUAACCCACCUUCUCUCUCCUUGCUCAAAAUGUGGGAUACGCAAUGACUGUGACCCUGGUUGGAAAUUAAACUUGUUUUAUCAGCUCUG
Condylura cristata (star-nosed mole) is the source of this 3429-nucleotide messenger RNA. RefSeq names its product ADP-ribosylation factor 3 (gene ARF3). Lineage: Eukaryota; Metazoa; Chordata; Mammalia; Eulipotyphla; Talpidae. The transcript is spliced from 5 exons. The record is from RefSeq and is a predicted model, not a curated record. Bases 316 to 861 code for a protein of 181 amino acids. Gene Ontology annotation, cellular component: cytoplasm; plasma membrane. Gene Ontology annotation, biological process: vesicle-mediated transport; intracellular protein transport. Gene Ontology annotation, molecular function: GTP binding; GTPase activity.